CCUGCAUAGUGCAGAGAUCCUAAUAAUAAUCUUACAGUGUAGUCUCCUUACGAGCAACCACAAGACUGCUCACAGAAUGAAAAGGGCGAUUAAAGUUCCGUGGCUGCAACACUACGGAUCGCUCCUGGUCUCCAUUACCCCAAGACCCCCCAGAUUGAUUGGAGCUGCCUUCUUUCAUCCCUACAAAAUAUUGAACCCGGCGUUACACCACAGGAUCUUCAGGUGCUGUCUGGCCAAGUUAUCAAAUCCUGAAUUUCCCCGGACAUGGCACACCCACACACAUCAGAGUUUUGAUCUUCUACUCCUUAUGUUUCCCAGUGCGGUGGCAAUUGCGAAGUGCUAAAGUACUCCGUACCCAGUACAGAAUAACUAGUUAGCUUAGUCUGAUUUACUGACUACUGAAAGCUGCAAGGCAACUAACUGCCUUGUCCGCCAUUCUGGCUCGUGCUUUACUUAUGUUCUUGUUUUGUUUUGUUUCUGGUUGUUUUAGUGAGCACGCUAAAUGGAUAAUCCACCCCAAGUUGGGUCCCUUGAUUCAAUGUGGCCCAGAACAUCAAUGCUGAAU
Aspergillus brunneoviolaceus CBS 621.78 is the source of this 565-nucleotide messenger RNA. RefSeq lists its product as uncharacterized. The coding region runs from base 77 to 343 and encodes 88 amino acids. The record is from RefSeq and is a predicted model, not a curated record. The transcript has a single exon. Lineage: Eukaryota; Fungi; Ascomycota; Eurotiomycetes; Eurotiales; Aspergillaceae.